AUGAAGAUUGCUAUGACCCGUUAUUUUGUACCACCUAAUUACAAGCAACAAGUUCACCUGCAAUUUACGCAAUUGACACAAGAAAGUUUAAGCGUCGAUGAGUACACUAAGAAAUUUUUCAGCUUAGCAACAAGGUCAGAAUUUCCAUGGAAUGAAGAUGUCAUGAUAUCUAUGUAUCGAAAAUGGCUGAAUUUACAAAUUUCUUCUGGUUUAGCUGCUUGUAGGCUUUAUACAAUGGUUGAUGCGGAUCAAGUUGCUGCUCAGAUUGAGGAAGAAGUUACAAAGAAGACUUCUAUGAAAUUUACAACCACUUCCUAUGCUAAGAAUGACAGGACAGCCAUUGACUUGAGUAAAGAAGGAAUGUCAAUCCAUUCACAACCUGCAACCAUCCUAAUGGGACAUAUUGGUUACCAAUGUCCUAUAAAGAAAAAUUUGCAUGUCGGCUUUGCACAAGAAAAGGAAGCUGCAGAACAAGAAUCUGAUUUAGCAGGAAAUUCUUCUGAUUUUGGGGUUUAUGUGGCUGAUGACCUUGCCGAUAAGGAGGAUGCGAUCACGUGA
Messenger RNA from Dovyalis caffra, 558 nucleotides. The record is from the annotation of a GenBank genome assembly. NCBI's taxonomy places the organism in Eukaryota, Viridiplantae, Streptophyta, Magnoliopsida, Malpighiales, Salicaceae.